Molecule: messenger RNA, 297 nt
Organism: Macrosiphum euphorbiae (potato aphid)
Lineage: Eukaryota; Metazoa; Arthropoda; Insecta; Hemiptera; Aphididae
Source: the annotation of a GenBank genome assembly
AUGAUUUAUUCGUCGUUGCCCUCUGGUCGUUGCCCCAUGACUUACGAAGCCGUUGUCGGAGUAGCUAUACCCAGUGCUCCUGAUACGAAAUACCCCAUACAAGAUCAAAUCGGUGACGAUCUAGUUGCAGAAGCUAUACACUACAAAAAAGAAAUAGGAGACUCGCUACACUUUCUCGUGAAGUGGAGGGAUGUCCAAGAACUUUCAUACGUGAGAGAUACAGUCGCAUAUGAAAAGUUUCCGGGAGUGGUCCUCGAUUUUUACGAGAGGUACAUUCUAUGUUUCAGAGUUCAAUAG